Molecule: messenger RNA, 2053 nt
Organism: Cantharellus anzutake
Lineage: Eukaryota; Fungi; Basidiomycota; Agaricomycetes; Cantharellales; Hydnaceae
Exons: 6
Coding region: 117-1964 (615 amino acids)
Biological process (GO): actin cortical patch localization; actin filament bundle assembly
Cellular component (GO): actin cortical patch
Molecular function (GO): actin filament binding; phosphatidylinositol binding
Source: RefSeq, a predicted model, not a curated record
CGUCAGUUCGUCACCCUCAAUCCCUCACAUCUUCCUGGUUUUAGUGUUUAAACAUCACUGUGGUAGCAUCUGGAUAGCCAUUCACCGACCAGACAUUCACUGGGGAUACCUAAGAGAUGCAUCCUCUCCCUCAAUCUCUUCCUAAGGAAUGCCACAAGGCCGAAAGAAUCAUGAGAGGGUUUAUUGAGCCCAGUAGGAAUGGUUUGGACGGGGUUGUCCCCCGGCACGUGCUUUCCCAGGCCCUCGGAUUCGUUAUCUUUACUGUCAUCAAAGCUGGAUUCCUCUUCUCUGCUCGCGGUGGUUCUGGUGUUGUCAUCGCUCGGCUUGCGGACGGAACUUGGUCAGCCCCUUCCGCAAUAGGCACCGCUGGAAUGGGCUUUGGGGGUCAGGCUGGCGCAGGAUUUGCUCAUUUAUCAUUCUUUUCGGGCACCACUCAUUCUUGCCAUUCCCUCACCGCCACCCACGAAGAAAUUACCGAAUUCCUCAUUGUUCUCAAUUCCCGUUCCGCUCUUCAGUCAUUCAUGGCUGCUGGUUCACUGACACUCGGAGGGAACUUGUCGGUCGCCGUAGGACCUCUUGGAAGGAAUGGGGAAUUAUCUGGCUCCGUCAAUACCAAGGGAAAAGUUGCUGCGAUGUACUCGUAUUCCAAGACAAAGGGAUUAUUCGGGGGUAUCUCUCUCGAAGGGUCUGUCAUCUUGGAACGACAGGACGCCAAUUGCAAGGCGUACAAUGACCACCGUGUCAGUGCUAAAAUGCUCCUUUCCGGUCAAGUUCCGCCACCUCCCUGGGCUAUGGGAUUGAUUGACACACUGGAGAAAAGUACUGGAAGCGUCAAAGGGUGGAUCCAAGAGGAAGUAACACCUGAGUCGAAUCUCAACUCAUAUGCAUUUGGCUCUGGCAUUCAAAGCCCGCCAAGCCAGUCGAGGAGUUCCAGCGAAUCAAAAACCAAGUCUCAAGUCGAGAAGGAAAACGGAAAGUCUGUCGGUGGAGUAUCGCAGAAAAAUUCAACCGACUCAUUUUUCUCAUCGCGAAAGCUCAAGAAAUUCAGGGGUGGGUUUAAAUCUACUGAGGAUGAGUGGGACAGUGAUCUCCGAGAACACUACCGCUCCACGUCUCCUUUGGCCGAUUCACCAUUCCGCUCCACUCCAACCGUUGGAUUUGGCGCCGACGAUCUGGCCGCAAGAGAUGACCCCUUGUUGUUCACCUCUAUUCCGUCGAAACCAUCCAUCACAGCAAAGCAAGCACGCGAUUCAACAUCUCAAUUUGAGACGCACUUCGAGUCCGAUUUCGACCCGUUCCGCGAUGUUGGUGAGACAACGCAGCCCGCCCAUCGGCGAAAUACACAAAGUCUUUCCUCGUCCUCGACGAACAACGACGCGAACGUACCAACGGGCCAAGGAUCCGGCCACAGCUACACUGAGCCCUCAUUCAGCCUCUAUGAUCAUCCAACUCUUCACAAGGUCAUGACGGGAGGUUAUACUGGGUUCGGUUCGAACACAUUUCGUACCUCUGUCGAUGCGGAGCCGCCCCGCUAUUCGGAUGAGACACGAACGCCGCCGUUGACUACAUCAAUCGAUUCCUCUGACACCUCGUCACCAUCUCCCGUCUCCCAACGCGCAUCCACUCCUUCACACAAUCUGUCGUUUAAACGGGGUCUCAACAGUCAUGAACGAGAUGACGGAUUGGAAAGAGCUGUAGCAUUGUUUGAUUACAAUGCUCAAGAGGAUGGCGACCUUUCUUUCAAGAAGGGUGACGUGAUCACCAUCGUGAAACGAACCGGGAGCACAGAUGACUGGUGGACGGGCUCCUUCAUUCACACUCGGGGGUCGCUUGCGUGUUUGCCCCUGGAUGCCUUCUGGGCACCUGCAAUUUCCAUUUUCGAAAUCUGUCCACUGCAAUAUCCUGAUCGCUCAUACCCAUCUGCGACCAGCAUGUAUCGUAUAUCUACCAUUCUUUUCCUCUAGAUGUACCUUCGGCCCGUCCCUGUAUCCACUACAUUCCACGCUGCACAUUGUAUACAAUGAGAAACUAAUUUCGACUCGUUAUCUCGUUU